Messenger RNA from Orbilia oligospora ATCC 24927, 1215 nucleotides. RefSeq lists its product as uncharacterized. NCBI's taxonomy places the organism in Eukaryota, Fungi, Ascomycota, Orbiliomycetes, Orbiliales, Orbiliaceae. The transcript is spliced from 2 exons. Gene Ontology annotation, biological process: response to nutrient; branched-chain amino acid catabolic process. The record is from RefSeq and is a predicted model, not a curated record. Gene Ontology annotation, molecular function: catalytic activity. Bases 1 to 1215 code for a protein of 404 amino acids.
AUGCGACGGAAAGCUGUCUCCCUCCUAUGUCGGGUGCCCCGGCCGUCGACCAUCCAACGCCCCCUGGUAGCUCCCAUAGUAUCGCUUCCGCGAUAUUACAGCAGCCACGGGCCUCCAAAUGCCAAACUGAACCUGCCGAUCCAGUACAAUACUUCAACGUAUCUUUCACAUACAGCGGCGGCGACUCUUGCGAACCCCGAACUCCCAUCAUCGAUCAGGACUUCUGGUAACACCGCCCGGCAGAACCUAUACCAGUCGAUUAACUCAGCCCUAUCCACAGCCCUCAGCACCGAUGAACGUGCCAUUCUCUUCGGAGAAGACGUAGCUUUCGGCGGUGUUUUCCGCUGUUCAACUAAUCUCCUUGAUAAAUUCGGCCCAGACCGUGUCUUCAACACACCGUUGAACGAGCUGGGUAUCAUCGGCUUCGGUAUUGGAUAUGCUGCACACCAUGAGGCCAACACGGCGAUUGCAGAGAUCCAAUUCGGAGACUACGUCUUCCCAGCUUUCGAUCAAAUUGUUAAUGAAGCUGCUAAAUACCGUUAUCGCGGUGCAGGCGACUUUAACUGUGGAGGAUUGACUAUCCGAAUGCCAGUGAUGGGUGUGGGCCAUGGCGCGCUCUACCAUUCACAAAGUCCUGAAGCGUUCUUUUGUCAUGUGCCCGGAUUGAAGGUCGUAGUUCCUAGAGGUCCGGUACAAGCCAAGGGCCUGCUUUUGGCGAGUAUCAGGGAGAGAAAUCCGGUCAUCUUCAUGGAACCGAAGAUAUUGUACCGUGCAACUGUUGAAGAGGUACCAGUCGAUGACUAUGAGCUCCCAUUGGAGAAGGCAGAAGUACUCGCCAAGGGAAGCGAUGUUACGAUAAUCUCGUAUGGUACUACGAUGUAUACCGUUGAGAUGGCAGCAAAGGCCGCCAAGGAGAUGUUGGGAGCAAGCGUGGAGGUUAUUGAUUUAAGGACGAUAUACCCAUGGGACAAGGUCACUAUAUUCGAAAGUGUCAAGAAGACCGGUCGAUGUGUGAUUGUACACGAGGCCACAAAGAGUGGUGGAGUAGGCGGGGAGAUCGCGGCAUGCGUUCAAGAAGAAUGCUUCUUACGGCUGGAGGCACCAGUAAGCAGAGUUGCAGGCUUUGAUGCUCCAAUGGGAUUGAUCUUUGAGCAGUUCAACCUGCCAGAUGUUGCCAGGAUAUUUGAUGCGAUCAAGAAGACCCUAGAGUAUUGA